Andrographis paniculata is the source of this 1129-nucleotide messenger RNA. Its product is annotated as transcription factor MYB8-like. The record is from RefSeq and is a predicted model, not a curated record. Bases 118 to 909 code for a protein of 263 amino acids. The transcript has 2 exons. NCBI's taxonomy places the organism in Eukaryota, Viridiplantae, Streptophyta, Magnoliopsida, Lamiales, Acanthaceae.
UGUUGGCUGCUAAGCAUCUCCGGAAACACAAAAAAAAAAAACGUUGAAAGUUCCACUCAAAUUGAUACAGACAAAGAGAUAGAGAGAGAUUAGAGAGAGAGAAAAAAAAAUUGGGAGAUGGGAAGAGCCCCCUGCUGCUCAAAAGUGGGACUGAGCAAAGGGCCAUGGUCGCCGGAGGAAGACAGUCUGCUUUCAGAUUAUGUUCAGAAAUACGGCGAGGGGCAAUGGAGAUCCCUCCCAAAGAAAGCAGGGCUUUUGAGGUGCGGGAAGAGCUGCCGGCUGAGAUGGAUGAACUAUCUCCGGCCGGGGAUCGUCCGGGGAAACAUCACCGCCGACGAAGAGGAUCUGAUCGUACGGCUCCACGCGCUCCUCGGAAAUCGAUGGUCGCUGAUCGCCGGCAGAUUGCCCGGUCGAACCGACAAUGAGAUCAAGAAUUACUGGAACACUCAUCUCCUCAGAAAGCUACACAGCGCCGGCGUCGUCCACCCCGCCGGCGGCCGGGACCUCCCCAGGAGCGAUAAUUUAACGAAGCAGAAGAAAAGUAAGAGCCAUACAAAGAAGAAAGAAGACGACGGCGUGAAAAAUCGAGCUCCGUUUCAGAAGACGAGAGUUUAUUUGCCUAAGCCGUUGAGAGUCUCGCCGGAGUUCUCCAGGACGAAUAGCUUCGACAGCUCCGGCAGCCGGACGUCCAGCGGUUCGCCGGUGGAGUGGCCGCCGCUGUUCGAAAUCAAAGAUGCGGUUUAUGAAAUGUUGAUCGGAGAUGGCGGUGGAGGAGGAGCAGCGGCGGAUUUUCUGGGCGGCGAGUUUUCUCCGGAGUUGCUCAGCCACGCCGAUUCAAUUUCCGAUAACGCAGAAAUGCUGGACAAAGUCUACGAUGAGUAUUUGCAGCUUCUACAGUUCCCUGAAUAAAAUAAAUAGAUAUUAAAUAAUAUAAAUUCAUCGUAAUUAAAGCAUACAAAAAUAUAUAUGUCUAUAACGUAAAAAUUCGAACUUAAUAAUUUAUAAGUCACGUAAAUAUAUAAUACUAUUUAAUUCAUCAAUUAAUAAAUAAUUAAUUACUUGUUAAAUUCAGUAUAUUACUAGUAUAUGACAAUAUAUUUAAAACACAUUUUGAAGAUCAUAAAAGUAA